Pyrus x bretschneideri (Chinese white pear) is the source of this 1174-nucleotide messenger RNA. Its product is annotated as glycerol-3-phosphate phosphatase. The coding region runs from base 39 to 1007 and encodes 322 amino acids. The transcript is spliced from 7 exons. Gene Ontology annotation, molecular function: phosphatase activity. The record is from RefSeq and is a predicted model, not a curated record. Gene Ontology annotation, cellular component: chloroplast. NCBI's taxonomy places the organism in Eukaryota, Viridiplantae, Streptophyta, Magnoliopsida, Rosales, Rosaceae.
CACGUGUAAGUAAAAUAUCAAACAAGCACACCAACCAAAUGAACCACACAGGGCGCAGGAAGAAGAUGAUGCCCAGAUGCUCUGUUCAAUCGACCGACGCUCAGCUCUUCCAGAGCAUAAAUGGCCUCCAACAGCUUGCCGAAACGCACCGUUUCAAGGCCUGGUUUUUGGAUCAGUUUGGAGUUCUCCAUGAUGGGAAGCAACCUUACCCUGGUGCAAUUUCAACAUUGAAGAAGCUAGCAAGCAGUGGUGCAAAGAUGGUUAUUAUAAGUAAUUCAUCAAGACGCUCGUCUACAACCAUGGAUAAAUUGAAAAGCCUGGGGUUCGAUCCUUCUCUUUUUGUAGGAGCCAUCACUAGCGGAGAAUUGACACAUCAAAACUUACUAAGGAGAGAUGAUGCUUGGUUCGCUGCACUGGGAAAAUCUUGUAUUCAUAUGACUUGGAGUGCUCGUGGUUCCGUAUCUCUUGAGGGCCUGGGAUUACAAGUUGUGGAGAAUGUUCAAGACGCCGAAUUUAUUUUGGCCCAUGGCUCUGAAGCCUUGGGGAGUCCUUCUGGUGAUGCGAUUCCAAUGAAACUUGAGGAACUUGAAAGUAUAUUGGAACAAUGUGCUGCUAAACACAUCCCUAUGGUGGUAGCAAAUCCAGAUUUUGUGACUGUUGAGGCUAGAGCUUUGCGUGUAAUGCCUGGGACUUUGGCUUCCAAGUAUGAAAAGCUCGGCGGUGAAGUGAAAUGGAUGGGCAAGCCUGAUAAGAUCAUCUACAAAUCAGCUAUGGACUUAGCUGGUGUAGAGCCUGCUGAAUCUAUCGCAGUUGGCGAUUCUCUUCACCACGACAUCAAGGGUGCAAAUGCAGCUGCAAUCCAAUCAGUUUUUGUCACCUGUGGGAUCCAUGGAAAUGAACUUGGACUCAAUAGUUUCGCGGACGUUGCAGAUUUAUCUUCUGUGCAAGCUCUUGCUUCCAAAUACGAUGCAUACCCGUCAUACGUGUUACCUGCAUUCACAUGGUAGAACUAGAAUCCCAUUGUAAACAUUAAUUAACACUAGUUUCCUAUCACAUUACAAUUUUUUUACAGAUGGAUCAUCUGUACUUGCGUUUAUCGAUGUUUGAGACCUUGAACCAUUUGAGUUUUUGACCUGUUUUGGAUGAGUGAAGAUCAAGGAUUUAGAUUCAUAAA